CCCCUGAGUUCCUGACUCGUGCUGUCAAUGAGGAGCUGAGGUCAAGAGAAAUAAGCAUGGCCGCUUUGUUUAGAGGGUAUCGGAAUUUUUAUAAAAGAAGCAAUAAACAUGUGGAGCUCACUUUGGUAUCCUGUAGAUCAAUGGCUUCCAAGACCCCAGUGGGUUUUAUUGGACUGGGUAAUAUGGGGACACCUAUGGCUAGAAACCUACUGAAGCAUGGAUAUCCUGUCAUUGCUACUGAUGUCUUCCCAGAGUCUUUCAAAGAGCUUCAGGACUCGGGAGCACAGAUCCUGGAUUGCCCUGCUGAAGUGGCUGAUAAAGCUGACCGCAUCAUCACCAUGCUACCGUCCAGCCCCAACGUCAUUGAGGUUUACACAGGACCCAAUGGCAUACUUAAGAAGGUAAAAAAAGGCACCCUUCUGAUUGACUCCAGCACCAUUGACCCUGCAGUUUCCAAAGAGAUGGCGAUUGCUGCUGAGAAGAUGGGAGCAGUGUUCAUGGAUGCUCCAGUGUCAGGAGGUGUUGGUGCAGCCAGUCUGGCUAAACUCACCUUUAUGGUUGGUGGAGUCGAGGAGGAAUUUAAUGCUGCCCAGGAGCUGCUCACCUGUAUGGGAGCAAAUGUAGUGUACUGUGGCCAAGUGGGAAGUGGACAGGCAGCAAAAAUCUGCAACAACAUGCUGUUAGCAAUUGGCAUGAUUGGUACAGCAGAGACCAUGAACCUUGGAAUUAGACUGGGUUUGGAUCCAAAACUGCUGGCGAAGAUUCUGAACAUGAGUUCGGGGCGAUGUUGGUCCAGUGACAAGUACAACCCCGUCCCCGGUGUCAUGGAAGGAGUGCCCUCAGCAAAUAACUACCAGGGAGGCUUUGGCACAAAGCUAAUGGCUAAAGAUCUUGGUUUUGCUCAGGAUACGGCGACCAGUACCCGGACCCCAAUACCACUUGGUUCUUUGGCGCACCAGAUCUAUCGGGCGAUGUGCGCUCAUGGCUACUCUAACAAAGACUUUUCCUCUGUCUUCCAGUUUUUACGAGAGGAGGGGGUAUAGUAGGUCCGUUGGAAGUGACCCAGGAUCUGUGUGAGAAAUGGACUUUAUGACUGGCUGGUUUAUUAUUGAUAUGCAUGUGAGGUAUUUUUUCAAAGGGAUGUUACAGGUAUGUUGAAGCUAAUGAGUGUCGCAUUGAGAGUCCGAUGCCUCUCUUCGGUUGUUGCCAGAUUUUGACAUUCAAAACUUCUCAGAGCCGUUUUUUUUAGCUAUGACCGGUUCGAACCGUUACUCCCGUUUGCUUCCUUCACACAUUUACCUGAAAAUGUUUACAGUCAUUCUUUUCCACUUUGAGCCAGUAAUUUGAGCCGGUUCUAAACAAAUAUUGAUUUCUAGACCCGAACAGACGCUGCUAGAAAUGUUUAUGGAUCCAUAUGUCAUACCUCAUCUGUUUCAGUUGUGUCUGAACUGAAUCAAAACUGAGCAAAUUUAGCAAAGUUACAGUAUUAGGUUCCUUGUUUUUCAGGAAUAGUUACAUUAGUUACAAAGAGUAGUUCACCUAGAAAUAAUAAAAUGCUGAAAAUCAGGCCAUCCGAGAUGCAGAUGAGUUGGGGGUUUUUUCAUGGGAACAGAUUUGGAGAAAUUUAGCUUUAUUUUACUUGUUCACCAGUGGAUCCUCUGCAGUGAAUGGGUGCCGUUGGAAUGAGAGAAAACAGCUGAGGAAAAAACACCAACAAUCCACAAGGAAAUCACACGAUCCAGUCCAUCAAUUCAUGUAUUAUGAAGCGAAAAGCUGUGUGUUUAAGACGAACUUCAAAUCGAUGCUAUAAACAUAAGAGUCCUCUGUCUGUAAUUUCACUUCCUCCAUUGUAAUUGUAUCUGAAUCAAGAGAGAAGUAUGCACAUAUUAAACACUUUUCAAGCGAAAACAGUUUUAAACAAAUAUAUCUGCGUAUUCUGACGUGAAAGGAUAACACAAGAUUCACUUUUUGGACUGGAGGAGUUAUUAUUAUGGAUUAUGGGCCAGAAGUAAGUGUUGAAGUAAUGAUGAAUUUGUUUGUUUAAACAAUCUACACGGUGCUUUUUUUCUUCACAAUUUAAUAACCGAUCAACAGGAGGAUUGUGGUGUUUUUAAUCAGCUGUUUUGAGCUCAUCUUGAUGGCACCCAUUCACUGCAGAGGAUCUGCUGGUGAGCAACUGAUGUAAUGCUAAAUCUUUCCAAAUCUCUUCCAAUAAUAAAAAAAAAACCUAAUCUCCAUCUUGGAUAGCCUGAUUGUAAAUUUUCCAGCAAAUUUUCUUUUUGGGUGAGCUAUUCCAUUAAAACUGACCUCUGUUUUACACCAAAUAGUUUAUACACUGACGUCUUUUUCAGUGUUUUUUUUUUUCUCCUGACCACAUUUUCUCUCAUUCUUCAUUUCUUUUCCACUAAACAGACGGCUUUAAGUCA
Messenger RNA from Puntigrus tetrazona (Sumatra barb), 2426 nucleotides. It is a transcript of the gene hibadha, whose product is annotated as 3-hydroxyisobutyrate dehydrogenase a. The transcript is spliced from 8 exons. Gene Ontology annotation, molecular function: NAD binding; NADP binding; 3-hydroxyisobutyrate dehydrogenase activity. The record is from RefSeq and is a predicted model, not a curated record. The coding region runs from base 57 to 1043 and encodes 328 amino acids. Gene Ontology annotation, cellular component: mitochondrion. Gene Ontology annotation, biological process: L-valine catabolic process. Lineage: Eukaryota; Metazoa; Chordata; Actinopteri; Cypriniformes; Cyprinidae.